Messenger RNA from Clupea harengus (Atlantic herring), 3174 nucleotides. RefSeq names its product cadherin-related family member 5 (gene cdhr5-rs). Gene Ontology annotation, cellular component: adherens junction; catenin complex; membrane. The record is from RefSeq and is a predicted model, not a curated record. Gene Ontology annotation, biological process: adherens junction organization; multicellular organism development; cell morphogenesis. NCBI's taxonomy places the organism in Eukaryota, Metazoa, Chordata, Actinopteri, Clupeiformes, Clupeidae. The transcript has 15 exons. The coding region runs from base 231 to 2024 and encodes 597 amino acids. Gene Ontology annotation, molecular function: calcium ion binding; beta-catenin binding; cadherin binding.
CAGUUCUCUCACUCUCCCUUUUGCCCCCUUCUUAUCUCAACGGCGAGGGAGAGCUGCUUCAUCCAGGCCUAGGGAACGUGGCUGUGUGCGGUGCUGCUGUGGAUACUUGCCCCUAGAAAGAGAGAUGUCCCGUGGGCGACGGGGAGGAGGUCAGGAGGGGGAGGCUGCAGGAUCCCCUGAGCUCCCACACACCCAGGACUAACAUCUCCUGGUCACCAGAGCCAGAGCCCAUGCCUUCGUGUGUAUACAGUGGGAACGGUUUUAAAAACAUGCUGACGCCCUGGAAACUUCUGCUUUGCCAGGUGGCAAUGAAUAUAUUCUACCACGUCGUAAAAGCCGGCCUAUGCCUUGGUGGGCACGAUAUUUUUGGCGCUGUUCGAGAGAACAGCCCAACAGGGGAAUUUGUUGCGGACAUCAACAUGGAAGGUAACACCGGAACCACUACUAUUCGACUGUGCCUCACUGGAGAGAAUGCUAAUUGGUUUUUCCUGGAGGGGCAAAGUAUCAGACUGAACUCCUCUUACACCAGGGGUCUGGAUCGGGAGGUCCUGGGAUCGGUGUUAAUGGCGUCCUUGACAUGUUACGAGGAUGACAUAAUACAAAGCGAAUACAGAAUCAUGGUUGAGAUCUUGAAUGAAAAUGACAACAAACCAAGGUUUGUGGAGAGAACAAUACAACCCCUGUACAUAAGUGAGCUGACAGCAAUAAACUCGGAAGCUUUUGCAGUCAAGGCCAAGGAUGCUGAUGGAGACACCAUCUUGUACAUCCUUGAUCUCAUGUCGCCUGAUGCCAACUACUUCAGGAUAGACUUGCCCAACAGUGGCAAAGUCAUUCUGGACAAACCUCUGGACUUCGAGACUAAGACACAGCUGGAGGUGGUCAUAUAUGCGGUGGAGAUGAACACUGGAGAGAAGUACAACACAACUGCCACAAUAAUUGUGAAUGUUCUGGAUGGGGAUGACCAGUACCCAAUUUUUUUGCCAUGCACUCCCAUAUCACAAGAUCAAGCUGACUCAAUCUGUACCAAUCCCUUAUACACUGUCAAUAUCACAGAAAAGGAACAGGACAGUGUCUUACAUUUUUCCCCUGGCCCUAUUCAUGCUGAAGACGGUGACAAAGACAUCCGAGUCCCUUUAAGCUACACCCUGCUCUCAGGUGAUGAUCAUGGGCGAUUCAUGAUUGACAAUGAGACCGGACAGAUCACACUGACCAGGCGUGUGGAAAACCGCCUGCUGACACCCACCUACACAAUACGCAUUAUGGCUGCUCAGGAGAAUGACCCUAAGAAGUACACAGUGGCGACGGCACUUGUGCAUGUUCAAGCUGACAACCGCUUUCCACCCCACUUCAACAAAACGACGUACAAAGGCUUUGUCAUAGACAACACCAGUCCCGCAACACUGGUCUCGACCUAUGGCAAUGAAGUGCUGGUUGUCCAGGCUAUUGACCGGGAUUUCAGAGAUGGAGUUAAUCCUAGGAUGACGUAUUCCCUCGCACCAAAAGGCCUGAGCACUAACCUCUAUCACAUAACACAGGGGGGCAUCCUCAUCGCAAAGACUGACCUCCUCCAACCAUCUGAUAGACACAUUCUCAAGGUAGAGGCCAUGGAUCAGGAGACGGGUGAGACCGCUCAGACUUCAGUGGAUAUAGAGGUUCUCCAGAAAGGCCAAUCAGUCCCCCGGAGCCAGUUUGGAGAGGAGCGGCUGUUUGGUGACAUAGACGCAAGCUUGGCUGGUGGCAUCGCUGGGGUCAUUCUCCUGCUGGCUGCUGUGGUGCUGUGCCUCCUCAUACGGAUGAUGAGGAGGUGGAGGGGAAGGCACGACCCUGCGGACAGAAGCCAUGUUGCCCGAGGGAAGCAUCCUAAUGUGGGCCUGAAGCGGUCGAAGCGCAUCUCUGAUGCCCACAGAUAUGCCUUGAAGAAAUCUGAUGACUGGCUCACAGAUGACACUGAGCAGCUUACAGAGAGGAGCUAUGACAUCAUCUCCCACCACUUCCACCAGGCCCAUGAUCAAGACCUAUUGUGACAGGCCAGGGGAAUACAAUGACACAUGCCUCUGGUAUUACACACUACUGCAUCACACUCAGGAGCUAAGCUCAAGAUAUCCACUGAAUAGCUAUAAUAAUGCAUGCUAUGUAAGGAUCAGUGAAACACAGUUAUGCCCAUUUAACCAGAAUGAUUAAAACCUUGGGUGCAUUAUACUCAUUGAAAAUCAAUAUGAAAUAAUAUGCAAUAUCACACAUACAUAGCCAGAGUGUUGGUGUGUUUGAAACAAAUACAGAGCCAUAUCUCACCUUCACUAUGCCAGUAAUAAAGGUCACAAGCUCCAUGACAACAGCACAGGCCAGAAUGAGUGGGAGGCUGAUAGUCUGGAAGCAUUUGCGGCUGAACAACUGAACUGCCUGAUGGGAUCUUUGUAUAUGGAGACAUUCAUAAAAGCAUGCAUUGCUAACGAGAUGACUCUCGCUUAAUAUUGAAAUAUGAUCUUUUUUUUUUUUUAAACAACAAAUCAAAAUACAUCAGCACUUUGUUACCGUUUCUGAAUUCGUGUCACACAGUCUUCGCUUUCCUCUUUAGUUGGUGACCUGAGUUGACAGCAAAGUGAAAAAGAACAGCGUAUAGAGAUUAGGUUAUGUCUAUGACCUAUUGCACUGGGUAUUUACCAGUAUGAGAAUCUUAUAAUAAGGUUGUAUAACUAUUGAGUAAUAAUCAUAUGUAUUCAGGUGUAUCAUACACUGGGCUCACACAUCAUCUUUCAAACGGCAAAGAAUCCUCUCAUGUGUCCUCUCCCUCUCUUUGUCCUCAGGAGAUGUGACCAUGCUUGACUCACCGAGAACCUUAACAACAGUGAGCAGUAUUCCUGGAUGAGACCAUUCACCGUGAACAUCUGUUUGUUUUGAGUCAGAUACGAACAUCUGGACGGGACACUAUGGUACCUCUAGAUUGUGCCACGCUGAUCCGUUGUCAUAGUUACUUGUACUGUUGGACAUCUUUUCGAGGAGGUUCUGGAGCUUAUCUUUUUUCAGUGACAACUCUUUCAACAACAAAAAAAUAAACUGUAAUGUUCAAUUUGAACAAAGAUGACAAAGUAAACAAUGCUCAACACGAGAUCAUUUUGGAGCAAAUAUUAUCUCAUGUAAAUGACCAAAUACUUUUUAAUAAAAGAAAAACUUUCA